This is a messenger RNA of Sphaerulina musiva SO2202, 3375 nucleotides long. RefSeq names its product kinase-like protein. Gene Ontology annotation, biological process: peptidyl-threonine phosphorylation; peptidyl-serine phosphorylation. Bases 238 to 2607 code for a protein of 789 amino acids. Lineage: Eukaryota; Fungi; Ascomycota; Dothideomycetes; Mycosphaerellales; Mycosphaerellaceae. Gene Ontology annotation, molecular function: ATP binding; protein serine/threonine kinase activity. The record is from RefSeq and is a predicted model, not a curated record. The transcript has a single exon.
CAAACUUCACACACACACACACACACACACAUCUUGCGUUCGUGACCACUUCAUUCACUCGACUCGCACCAGCGUCCCCGCUUGCUGGAGUUGCACACAUAAGUCCUUCAGUGAGAUUGCCAUCCAUACUGGUUCUGGCUCUGCCACCGGCGGGCCACCAGCACGAGAGACAGCAGAUUAGCACAGAUCGCUAACACUUUCACACCACCACUAUCGGCGGGUGCGUCACUGCACAAGAUGACUCUCUAUUCGAGGUCGCCGUCCGAAAGUGAGAUCAGCAGCGUGGACGGGGAGAAGGUCACAACGAACGCAUCGUCAUACCGCUCAAACACCAAUGUUAACAAAUCGGCCAGACAUUCGUCUUCAUCUCGGCCUGCGCACUACGCCGGCCGUCGAGCCUUGAUGACUGAUUCGAAUGCACACUACAACAACGGGUAUGGUCGAGGUCGCGAGCGGUCGAGGUCGAGGUCGCCGUUCAGAAGAGACCGCUCGGGCUCCAGAUCGCCCUAUCGCGCGGACAGAGAUGAUGGACGUGAGAAGCGACGUCGACUGGACGAUCACUACGGUACAGGCAACAGUGACUCUCGCCGACACAAGCUGUACGAUGAUCACCACCACCCUCAGCAGCAGCGCGGUACUUAUCGCGACUUUGGGCGCACCGAUUUCGUGAGAGCCAAUGCCGCUCCCAGGCGCGACCGCAGUCGCUCUCCAUAUCGUGCCUCUGCGAAGGCUUCCUCGGUCCAGGCAAACGCAGGAUCAGAAGCUGGCAGACGCGCAAGCACCGCGUCGUCCACUUCAUACCGCGAGUCCGCCCCCACUCCUCGUCAUGCGCAGACUGAUACUAAAACACACGCUACCCGCGCAGAAGAAGCGGCGGAUGGAACCUCUGCUGAAGAUGCUGCGUCGCCGGUCAAGCAGUUGUCAGAAGCAGAGCUGAUCGAAGAGCGUCGCAAGAAGCGCGAAGCCAUCAGAAAGAAGCAUGCAGCCGCAGCCGCCAACGACUCUUUGCUACGGUCGACGCUCGAAUCGAACCUGCCAUCGACUGCCACCACCACACCACAUCAUGAGAGCAGCGCACAGGGCUCAGCACCGCAGUCGCCGCCAUCCUCCAUCAACUCGCCCCGCACGCCCAUGGACGUCUCAUUUCCCGACUCUCCUGCUUCGCCAGCGUCGCCCAAUGUCAUCACCGACGCCGACCUCGCGAACCCUCUACAAUUGCAACCGAGUGAUGAGUUUGGCCAGUCAGCCGCCGAUUACGAUCCCAGUCGAGACGUGAACGAAGACCGACCGGAUCACAAGCAGCAAGAGCAGAAAGGUACUGAGACAAAGGCACAGCAGCAAACGGCGACUGCCCCGGCUGUGAAGAAGAGAUCAUCAGAUGACUUCGACAUGUUCGCCGAUGACGAUGAUGAUGACGAUAUGUUUGCGGUCAAGGAUGCCUCAGCACACGGUGUACCAAAGGAAGCAAAGGCGCUCGACGAGAGCUUGUUGGACAACUGGGACUACCCAGACGGACACUAUCGUAUCAUCAAUGGAGAGUUGCUCGAUGGACGCUAUGCGGUGGAGCAACAGAUUGGCAAAGGUACGUUUGCAACUGUGGUGAGGGCCAAGGAUGCGCAGACAGGCAAGCAGGUGGCCAUCAAGAUUGCGUGUCGCAACGAUACCAUGUUCAAGGCUGGUCAGAAGGAGAUGCAGUUUCUACACCGACUCAACGAGGCCGAUCCGGAGGACAAGAAGUGCAUCAUUCGGUUAUUGGCAGAUUUCAUGCACAAAGGACAUCUGUGCCUCGUAUUCGAGGGACUAGACAUGGAUUUGCGCGAGACGUUGAAGAAAUUCGGCAGGGACAUUGGCAUCAGACCCGAAGCGAUUCAGGUCUAUGCGCGACAGAUGUUUCUCGGUCUGCUGCAUAUGAAGAACUUGGAGGUGCUGCAUGCCGAUCUGAAGCCGGAUAACAUUCUCGUGAGCGCCGACAAGAACCUGAUCAAGAUUUGCGAUUUCGGAACUGCUACGCUGCAGCAAGAUGCCGAACUCACGCCCUAUCUCGUGUCACGAUUCUAUCGUGCUCCCGAGGUCAUCAUGGGCAUGGAAUUUGAUUAUGCCAUCGACAUGUGGGCUAUCGGAUGCACGCUCUACGAGCUGUACACGGGCCGCAUACUGUUCAAUGGCGCCAACAACAACAGCAUGCUCCGCGUCAUUCAGGAGUGUCGCGGCAAGCUGCCCAAUCGCUUGGUCAAGAAAUCACAGUUGGCUGGUAAUUACUUCGAUGAGCAGCUCGUCUUCCACGGGCUCGAGCGGGAUAAGAUUACGGGCAACGUUGUGGCGAAGCCGAUGCAUUUCUCCCAAGGCGUCAACGGAAAAGACCUCAAGUCCAGACUCAGUGCUAAUAUCAAGAGGAUGGACGCGGCUCAACUCAAGUUGCACAGCGCCUUUGUCGACCUACUGGACAAGUGUCUGCAGCUGGACCCCGAGAAGCGCAUCAAGCCCAAGGAUGCGAUUCGACACCCGUUCAUCAGCGGCAUGCGAGAGACUGUGCCAUCAAAGGCCAAAUCCUCGUCUGCUACCCUGCCAAGAGGAUUCCGCCCAGUAGCAGUGCAGCGAGCUAUUUGAAGGAAGAGAUCCGAAAACAUAAUUCAGUGAAGACUUCAUACACUUUCGAUGGUCGUCCAAUAACUGGCGGGCUAGGGACUCGGUAGCAUGUCACUCAGACUGGUACGAGUCCAUGUCUGUGCGAUAUAUACCAGUCACCGCGAGACCAGUCGAAAUGUACGCCACUACUCUCAGAUUACACGGCCAGGUUUAUCGCGGAGUUUGCUCGAUACGAUAGUGCAUUUACCCACACCCGGCAUGCACGACUUUUUCUUUGCACAACUUCGCUCCAGCACGAACUUCAGAUACGGCCAGGUUCAUGGCGGAGUUUGCUCAAUACGAUAGUGCAUUUACCCACACCCGGCAUGCACGACUCUUUCUUUGCACAACUCCCUCCAGCAUGAACUUCAGAUACGGCCAGUUUCAUGGCGGAGUUUGCUCAAUACGAUAGUGCAUUUACCCACACCCGGCAUGCACGACGUGUUCUUUGCACAACUUCCCUCCAGCACGAACUUCAGAUAUGGCACCCGUGGGCGAACAGGACGAAGAGAUCGUCUCGGAGAGAACAGGCAUGGAAUGUAAGUAGCUCGGAGAACAGGCAUUGUAUGUAAUUAGGCAGGACAGAAGGGCAGGGCCCAGUUCUACGGGGAGCGGGCACUGCGCGAUGAGAAGGAGAGAUAGAGGGAGGGAGGGAGGGAUAGUGCGAGCACGUCACAUGGAUCGAGCUCUCUAUCCAAACCGUGGUGGGCCCUGACAUGGUUACAUAACGGAACAAUGAUUGCACACUAG